AUGGAUAUUGGUGGCCUGACGACAGUGGUGUCCAACUCUGCCUACAUCUCAGCCCGCGGGAGCCUUGACGGUACUACUAACCCAACUGCCAACCGUGACAAGAAGUACCAUGCCCGCCUCAAGCUGCCACAUAUCACAAUAUGUGAGGGUCUGAGGGAGACUUUGGACCUGGGCUUCCAAACCGUCUGCGUGGAGCAACCUCUUGGCAAACGCCUCUUCCAAGAGUUCCUAAACUCCAACAAUGAGUUCAAAGGCCCUUGUCGCCUGUGGAAAGACAUCGAGGAAUACAACAUGGCCGAGGACCAGGAGCGAGUCCAUAAAGCAAGCAAGAUCUUGUCCCGGUACAUGGAGCCUGACGCCAAGUAUUUCUGCCCAUUCCUGCCCGAGAAUGGCAUCACGAAAGUAAAGGAUAAGCACCAGAAAGCAGGGGAUGACCUCUUAAACGAAACCCUGGACUGUGUGAUGGAUUUCCUGAAGGAAGUGCCCUACACCUUUUUCCUGGAGAGCAUGUACCUCAAGAGGUUUUUGCAGUGGAAGUGGCUGGAGAUGCAGCCCAUGGAGGAGGACUGGUUCCUGGAUUUCCGUGUGUUAGGGAAAGGGGGUUUUGGAGAGGUGUCUGCCUGUCAGAACAAGGCCACAGGGAAGCUGUACGCUUGCAAGAAGCUCAACAAAAAGAGGCUGAAGAAGAGGAAAGGUUAUGAGGGGGCCAUGGUGGAAAAGAGAAUUCUGGCUCGCGUCCACAGCAGGUUCAUCGUCUCCCUGGCUUAUGCCUUUCAGACAAAGACCGAACUCUGUCUCGUCAUGACUAUCAUGAACGGAGGAGACCUGAGGUAUCAUAUCUACAAUGUGGAUGAGAACAAUCCUGGGUUUGACGAGCCGCGGUCCUGUUACUAUGCUGCUCAGAUCAUCCAGGGCCUGGAGCACCUCCACCAGAAGAGAAUCAUCUACCGGGACCUCAAACCCGAGAAUGUGCUGCUGGAUAACGAAGGUAACGUCCGUAUCUCUGACCUUGGUCUGGCUGUGGAGCUGGCGGACGGUCAGCACAAAAUUAAAGGCUAUGCUGGAACUCCAGGUUUCAUGGCACCAGAGCUGCUAAAGGGCGAGGAGUAUGACUACACGGUAGACUACUUUACUCUGGGGGUCACACUCUAUGAAUUCAUGGCUGCUAAAGGACCUUUCAGGACUCGAGGAGAAAAGGUUGAGAACAAGGUGGUGAAGAAACGAAUUCUGAAUGAUCCGGUGACAUACCCAGAGAAGUUCAGCGAGAAUGCCAGGUCCAUUUGUGAAAGUCUGCUUUGCAAAGAGGUUGACAAGAGGCUGGGGUUCAAAGACGGUUCUUGUGAUGAGCUCAGGGCUCACCCCUUCUUUGGUGAACUCAACUGGAGGGAGCUGAAUGCAGGGAUUUUGCUACCCCCAUUCAUACCAGACUCCAAGACGGUGUAUGCCAAGAAUAUAGAUGAUGUGGGGGCCUUUUCCACAGUCAAAGGAGUGCAACUGGAGGACCCGGAUGGGAAAUUCUUCGACGAGUUUGCCUCGGGUAACAUCUCCAUCCCCUGGCAGGAGGAGAUGAUCAAGAUGGGCAUCUAUGGUGAGCUAACAGUGUGGGGCCCCGACGGAGGCUUGCCCAAUGACCUGCGUCGUGAAUCCAUCCUGGAGCAGCCGACGAAGUCCUCGACAUGCUGCAUGUCAUAA
Molecule: messenger RNA, 1692 nt
Organism: Lampris incognitus (smalleye Pacific opah)
Lineage: Eukaryota; Metazoa; Chordata; Actinopteri; Lampriformes; Lampridae
Gene: grk1a
Product: G protein-coupled receptor kinase 1 a
Exons: 7
Coding region: 1-1692 (563 amino acids)
Biological process (GO): visual perception; protein phosphorylation; signal transduction
Cellular component (GO): cytoplasm
Molecular function (GO): rhodopsin kinase activity; ATP binding
Source: RefSeq, a predicted model, not a curated record